AUGGCCGGGGGAAGUUCUGCACCAAGGGAGGAUGACAACUUGGCCGUGGAGGUUCGCCGAAGCGCGUUUGAGGACCUUGAGGAGAAGCUGGUGUGGCGCAAGAAUGCGCCACUGCUUUACGACCUCUUUGCCUUGUGUGACUUGGAGCAAACAGCACAAUCUGUGUCCUGGCUCCCAGACGUGGAGGACGAACCGACCAAAUUGGCAGUUGGCCUCCGGCAAAAAGGAUGUCAGAGGAGUAAGCUCCUGGUGCUGGAACUCACUUGCUUGGUGGACAAUGAAUCUUCCGAAGAACCUUGGAAAACGUGGAGCAUUGAGGAUUUGGGCGCUGUGAGUGGCUUCGGUCUCAAGGGCAUGAAAGAUCAAGCACCGUUGCGAACGGCCGUGGAGUUCAAGAUGCCUUCGGAUGCAAAUCGAAUCGCCGCCUGCCCAACACAAGCUUCGCUUCUUGCCGUCAAGGGAUGCUGUGGCAAUGUGUUCCUCUAUGACUGCAAGAGUCCAGAAGGAUCAGGAGGAUCAGAAGGAUCGGCAGGUUGUAAAGCCACGUUAUCCGAAGAGAAGCCAGUUGAAGGAUAUGCUUUGGAAUGGAGCCCUUCAGAUGUGCAUUUCUUGAGCACUGGUGGGCAUGAUGGGUUGCUUAGCAUCUGGGAUGUACAGGCCAAAUCAAAGCUUUGGUCUACCAAGGCGCAUGAAGGACCCUUGAAUGAUUUGUGUCACUCUGCCAAUGGCCAGCAGUUGGUUACACUUGGAGAGGAUCAUGCCACUGUCAUUUGGGACAUUCGUUCCAAAUCCAAAGCCUCUGGAUUUCAAGUUGCAACAGAGCAAUUGAGUGUAGACUGGAACCUGUCCGAAUCCCACUUGCUUUUGACUGGCGGCAAAGAUGGAGUCCUGCAGAUUUGGGACAUGCGCAAAGUGCACACACCCUUCAAGUCUCUGAAGGGCCAUCGUGGAGAAGUGGUGCAGGUCAAAUGGUGUCCAAGCGAGGUCACCGAUUCAGGUGUUCCAAACCAUUUCUUGGCGUCUGCCUGUGCAGGUGGCCAGACCAUUUUGUGGAACAUGUCAGCUGAUGAGCCGAAUGAGGAUGGCGAAGCUCCAGAGGUUCUUUUCAUUCAUAGCGGUCAUCAUGGCGCCGUGAAUGAUUUCGGGUUGGCCCCUUUGGAUGACUUCCUUUUUUGCUCCGUGGCUGAAGACAAUCUGCAGCUGUGGCAGCCGGCUGCCGUCAUCAUGGAAGAGGAUGAGUGUUGUGAGAGCGCCGCAAAACGCCAGAGGAAUGACUGAACGGACUGAAGCUGAGACUCAGGGGGACGAGUCGAAAUGAGUCGAAAUGAGUCGAAAGAUUGAACAGCUCAGGCCCUGCGGGUCCAUAUUUGCCUGCGUGGCACUGAUUCUGGAUGCCGGG
Messenger RNA from Cladocopium goreaui, 1399 nucleotides. The record is from the annotation of a GenBank genome assembly. Lineage: Eukaryota; Dinophyceae; Suessiales; Symbiodiniaceae.